CCGUCCAGGAAAUGAAUGAUGAUUUAUUACCAUUUUGUAAUAUUAGCAUUUUGGGUUGUUAGUGGACAAAGAACUCAAGAGGACAUUAGAGAGGAUGCAUAUUUGACGACAAAAUGUACAUUUUCAGGUGGAAUUAAUUCACAAAUACCGGUAUUACGCAGAGGUUCACAACGUCACCACCAAGGAUGGCUACAUUCUUGAGCUGCACAGAAUAUCCGGCGGAGAACGCUAUCCACCAAAGCCCGGGAAGCGCGUUGUGUUGCUCAUGCACUGCCUUCUGGGCUCCUCAGCGGAUUGGGUGAUUCUGGGUCCAGACAUCGCCCUCGGAUACCUUCUCUCCGACCAGAACUACGACGUCUGGAUGGGAAAUGCACGAGGGAAUCGCUACUCUCGGAGUCACAUAGCGCUGAAUCCCGAGAGUCGGGACUUUUGGCUCUUCUCCUGGCACGAAAUUGGCAUUUACGACUUGCCAGUGACGAUAGAUUAUGUCCUGGAAAUCACUGGACACAGCAGUCUCUUCUACUGUGGCCACUCUCAGGGAUCCACUAGCUUCUGGGUGAUGAUGUCUGAACUUCCAGAGUACAACAGCAAGAUCAUCCUGAUGCAAUCCUUCGCUCCGGUGGCCUUUAUGGCCAAUCCCAGAUCUCCAGUUGUUCAAGCAUUUGCCCAGAAUUUGCCAGCUGUGGAAAUGGCAUUCGCCACGCUGGGGAUCUUUGAAUUCCUACCAUCCUCAGACUGGUUAAGGACAUCCACCCAGCUUAUGUGCAGCGAAACCUCCCCGGUUGCCUACAUGUGUCAAAAUGCCCUCUUUCUCGUUGUAGGCUUUGAUCCGCAGCAAAUGAACUCGACUAUCCUGCCUCAGUACUUGGGCCACAUGCCAGCUGGAUCGUCAGCCAGACAAGGCUUUCACUAUUGCCAACUGGCAAAUUCCAAAGGUUUCAAGCAAUACGAUUUUGGAGCUCUUGAAAACUUCAGGCGUUAUCACCAAAUGAGUCCUCCAGACUAUCGGCUAAGGAGAACUAGAGUCCCAACAGUCCUUCACUACUCAUCCAAUGAUUGGGUGGUUAAUGUGACGGACGUGGAGAGAUUAGCCUCAUUCCUGCCCGGUUUGUACAAAAUGCACUUGAUUGAUUUGGAAGAUUGGAAUCAUUUGGACUAUGUUUUGGCCACAAGUGUUAAGGAGAAACUUUACGACAUGGUGAUAGAGUUGAUAAACAGGUUUUAAUAAGGACAAUUCGAAUUACUGUU
Molecule: messenger RNA, 1248 nt
Organism: Phlebotomus argentipes
Lineage: Eukaryota; Metazoa; Arthropoda; Insecta; Diptera; Psychodidae
Product: lipase 3-like
Exons: 3
Coding region: 266-1225 (319 amino acids)
Biological process (GO): lipid metabolic process
Molecular function (GO): hydrolase activity, acting on ester bonds
Source: RefSeq, a predicted model, not a curated record